Molecule: messenger RNA, 3633 nt
Organism: Mus musculus (house mouse)
Lineage: Eukaryota; Metazoa; Chordata; Mammalia; Rodentia; Muridae
Gene: Atp6ap1
Product: ATPase, H+ transporting, lysosomal accessory protein 1
Exons: 10
Coding region: 2106-2948 (280 amino acids)
Biological process (GO): cellular response to amino acid stimulus; cellular response to increased oxygen levels; positive regulation of TORC1 signaling
Cellular component (GO): lysosomal proton-transporting V-type ATPase complex; membrane; bounding membrane of organelle
Molecular function (GO): guanyl nucleotide exchange factor activator activity
Source: RefSeq, a predicted model, not a curated record
CCAGGCACUCACUGAAAGCUGAGGCUAUGAUGGCGGCAACAGUGGUAUCUCGGAUACGGACGGGGACAGGGCGGGCUCCAGUCAUGUGGCUGUCUCUGUCGUUGGUGGCAGUGGCAGCAGCAGUGGCCACGGAGCAGCAGGUGCCACUGGUACUGUGGUCGAGUGACCGGAAUCUGUGGGCUCCUGUGGCCGACACACAUGAGGGUCAUAUCACCAGCGAUAUGCAGCUUUCUACCUACUUAGACCCUGCCCUGGAGCUGGGUCCCCGUAAUGUACUGCUGUUCCUACAGGACAAGUUCCUGUGUCGGUGGUAGUAAUUGUGCUGGUUGAUAGUCCUUUCAGAAGAUGGUAAAUAACAGGUCAGACCAGAACUCAGUCCUAUCAUUUUUCAGCCUUUGAGCGCAUGAAAUAAUCUUUGUUAACCAUACUUUUCUGUAAGUGCAAAAUGAAGAUAUCCACCUAUAUCAGGAGUCUGCGAGAAGUAUUCUACAUAAGUCAUCUAGCCACAGUCUCUCAAUCUUAGGACAUUUCCUUUUGACAAUGGUGGCGUGCUUGCUAUGUGUUUGGAAGUAUAAACAUUCUUGUGAAGGCAAGUGGCUAAGAGCUAAGUUGGUACAUGUUUAUGAUACCAGUCUUUUUAGUCUAGAGAAGGGAGCAGGCUAAGACAACACAGUAAGGACACUGUUUUAGGUAACAGUGAGAUCAGGCAGGGUCUCUGGAGAUAACAUCUUAUUGGCAGGAAGGAGUCAUGUGACUUUUGAGGCAGGCCAUUACUGGCAGGAGAACUGCAGGUGUAAGGGCCCUGGGCAAGGGAGUGUUCUUAAUCAGUUCUAGGGGCUGCUUGUGAGACUGGAGCCUAGUAUGUGAUUGAAAGGUUAGGAGAUGAUCCGCUAGGUCACCUAGAGAUGGAGGAAAUGCCACAAGGGGAAAGGUUGGUAGGAAGAUAGCAAGCCUUGCAUAGGUAGCACAGAAUAUAGGAGAGGAACAUAGGAAAGGAGACUGGGCUUAUGUAUAGUAAACAUAAUGAGUUUAGGGAAGCUGGUUAAGAUUGCCUCUGGGCCUAACUGGGAGAAGCCAGAGGAAGCUAGCUGGGGGUUGAGGGAAGGAGGAGUGAAAACACUUUUAGGUUGUAGAGAGAAGGGCAUGAGAUUGGCAUUGCCAGGGUCCUGAGAGCUCCGAAAUCUGUUUCCCCCAUUUUGUUCCAAUAUCUUCCUCUCCCCUCACUCUUUUUUUGUUGUUGUUGUUUUGUUGUUGCUGUUGUUGUUGUUUCAAGACAGGGUUUCCUCUGUGUAGCUCUGGCUGUCCUGGAACUCACUCUGUAGACCAGGCUGGCCUCAAACUCAGAAAUCCGCCUGCCUCUGCCUCCCGAGUACUGGGAUUAAAGGCGUGUCUCCCCUCAUUCUUAACAACAAUGGUGGGGCAUGGACUUCCUCCUUUGAAAAGGAUCCUGCCCAAACUGUAUAGAGGUUCAUUUGCUCUGACUUCUACUUCCCUCUUUAGAGGCAUAUAGUAAUUGUUCUUUGCUGUCCUCUUCCUGUUCUCUAACUUCCCUCUUCCUCCCCAGUUCUUCUUGCUGCCUGACCCUUGUUUUGUAGGUUAUCACAAACCAGCUGUACAUAAAUCUCUCAACCCUAUGAUCACCUUCUAUAUCUUGUCAUCAUGCCCUCAGAGUGCUGGGAGAAAAGAGUAAGCCUUCCACUCACCUCCACCACAAGUCCUGAUGGUUCACUCUUUUGUUAGCCUGGAGAAUCUCCCCUCCAUGUCCUGGCCCUUGGUCUUUGUUCCUUGCCCAGCCUCCUAGGACAUCUCUUCUGCUUUCCUUUUAGCUAAGCAUUGAGGAUUUCACAGCAUACGGUGGUGUGUUUGGAAAUAAGCAGGACAGUGCCUUUUCUAACCUGGAGAAUGCCCUGGACUUGGCCCCCUCCUCACUGGUGCUUCCUGCUGUGGACUGGUAUGCAAUCAGCACUCUGACCACCUACCUACAGGAGAAGCUUGGGGCUAGCCCCUUGCAUGUGGAUCUAGCUACCUUAAAGGAGCUGAAGCUCAAUGCCAGCCUUCCUGCCCUGCUGCUCAUCCGUCUGCCCUACACAGCCAGCUCCGGUCUGAUGGCGCCCAGGGAGGUCCUCACAGGUAACGAUGAGGUCAUCGGACAGGUACUGAGCACACUCAAGUCUGAAGAUGUCCCUUACACCGCAGCUCUUACUGCAGUCCGCCCUUCUAGAGUGGCCCGUGAUAUAACCAUGGUGGCUGGGGGUCUAGGUCGCCAGCUGCUUCAGACUCAGGUGGCAUCUCCUGCGAUCCAUCCUCCUGUGAGUUACAAUGACACUGCCCCAAGGAUCCUGUUUUGGGCACAAAACUUCUCUGUGGCAUACAAAGACGAGUGGAAAGACUUGACCUCCCUCACCUUUGGUGUGGAGAAUCUUAACUUGACCGGCUCCUUCUGGAAUGACUCCUUUGCCAUGCUUUCACUGACCUAUGAGCCACUCUUUGGUGCAACAGUGACAUUCAAGUUCAUUCUGGCUAGUCGCUUCUAUCCAGUGUCUGCCCGAUAUUGGUUUGCCAUGGAACGACUUGAAAUCCACAGCAAUGGCUCUGUUGCCCAUUUCAAUGUUUCCCAAGUCACAGGACCUAGCAUCUAUUCUUUCCACUGUGAGUACGUCAGCAGUGUGAGCAAGAAAGGCAAUCUCCUUGUGACCAACGUGCCCUCAGUCUGGCAGAUGACUCUUCAUAACUUCCAGAUCCAGGCCUUCAAUGUGACUGGUGAACAGUUCUCCUAUGCUAGCGACUGUGCUGGUUUCUUCUCUCCGGGCAUCUGGAUGGGUCUGCUCACCACCCUCUUCAUGCUUUUCAUAUUCACCUAUGGUCUGCACAUGAUACUCAGCCUAAAGACCAUGGAUCGCUUUGAUGACCACAAGGGCCCCACCAUCACUUUGACCCAGAUUGUGUGACAUACACCUGAGAGGAAUUGAGGGAGUAUUGGUGUCUAGGUUGUCAUGUUUCUGUUUUGUGACACAGUGGAUGGAAAGGUUUGUCCUCUUCCUACUAUAGCAUGAACCCUACAUACGCCACCCUCAGUCUCUCUUGCUUCCUCUUUAACCCGGAGAGGGACUCCCCUGUGGCUAUCCCCCAUCUCUACCAACAAAGUGUAUUCUUCAUAGAUAUUAGAUAAAUCUUCCAGGCUUCAUCAUCAAGAGGGGAAGGGACCUUAAUUCUAGGGUCUCCCCUUUACCCUCUCUCCUUAUUUAUUCUUGCCCCUCUGCUAUUAUUCCUUGCUGUUUAUAGUGCUUUUGUGUAGUAAAUGCUCACUCCCCAAGCUUUAUGGAGCUUCCAGCAACAGCCAUGAACUUGAGGUUCCUUGAAUUUGCGAGGUGUGGAAAGACUACUUGACUGUCUGUCCAGCUUAGCUGUUAUGUUUUUUGGGGGGGAGGGGUGAUGUGUUAAGAGUGAGUGGUACACUGGGGUUUAUUUCUGUGGCCUGGGAAGGAAGAAACCAUCACGAGGAUUGGUGAACAAAGUGUGCUCACUGGGUUUCUGGAUUAUUCCCAUAAAGACUGCCUGUCAAGAGGCCGGAGGUGUGUGUGGGGGGUUGCUCUGUUGUUUCCUUCCUAAUAAAAUAAAGACGUGUUGCCUUGU